GGCUGGCAGGAACGGUUCACUGCAGGGACACAUGAUUUGUACAUCAGAGCUCAGACUAUUUUCAGGUAUGAGAAAGUGAAACUCUAACCGUCUGUGUGACCGAGAGACGAAAUGGCGCAGCAAAGAAAUCAACCGGAUUCAAAGAAAUUUUCUUGUUCCAUCUGUCUGGAUCUACUGAAGGAUCCGGUCACUACUUCCUGUGGACACAGCUACUGCAUGGACUGUAUUAAAACACACUGGGAUGGAGAGGACGGUAAGAGAAUCUACAGCUGUCCUCAGUGCAGGAAGACUUUCACACCGAGGCCUGUCCUGGAGAAACACGUCCUGUUAGCAGAGUUAGUGGAGGAUCUGAAGAAGACUGGACUCCAAGCUGCUGCUGAUGAUCACUGCUAUGCUGGACCUGAAGAUGUGGCCUGUGAUGUCUGCAUUGGGAGGAAGAUGAAGGCUGUCAAGUCCUGUCUGGUCUGUUUGGCCUCUUAUUGUGAAAAUCACCUCCAACCUCACCAUGAUUCACCUCCAUUGAAGAAACACCAGCUGGUGGAGCCCUCCAAGAACCUCCAGUCGAACAUCUGCUCUCAUCAUGAUGAGGUGAUGAAGAUUUUCUGUCUCACUGAUCAGCAGGUGAUCUGUUAUCUCUGCACAAUGGAUGAACAUAAAGGCCAUGAAACAGCCCCAGCAGCAGCAGAAAGGAAGAAGCAGCAGAAGGAGCUGGAGGUGAGUCGACUGAACAUCCAGCAGAGAAUCCAGGACAGACAGAAAGAUGUGGAGCUGCUUCAACAGGAGCUGGAGGACAUUAAUGUCUCUGCUGAUAAAACAGUGGAGGACAGUAAGAAGAUAUUCAUCCAGAUGAUCCAUCUCAUCCAGAAAAGAGGCCGAGAUGUGGAGCAGCAGAUCAGAUCCCAGCAGGAGACUGAAGUGAAUCGAGUCAAAGAGCUUCAGGAGAAGCUGGAGCAGGAGAUCAGAGAUCUGAAGAGGAAAGACGCUGAGCUGAAGCAGUUCUCAGAUACACCAGAUCACAACCACUUUCUCCUCAACUACCCCUCAGUGUCAGCACUCAGUGAGUCCACACACUCAUCCAGCAUCAACAUCCGUCCUCUGAGACACUUUGAGGACGUGACAGCAGCUGUGAAAGAGCUCAGAGAUCAACUACAGGACAUUCUGAGGGACACAUGGACAAACAUCUCACUGGCAAUCACUGAAGUGGAUGUUUUACGGUCAGAACCACAACCAAAGACGAGAGAUGAGUUCUUAAAAUAUUCAAGAGAAAUCACUCUGGAUCCAAACACAGCAUUCAGAUAUCUAUUACUAUCUGUGGGGAACAGAAAAGUAACAUCCACAGGAGAAGAUCAACUUUAUCCUGAUCAUCCAGACAGAUUCACUGGAUGGUGUCAGGUCCUGAGUAAAGAGAGUCUGACUGGACGUUGUUACUGGGAGGUGGAGUGGAGAGGAGGAGGAGUUUAUGUCGCGGUCACAUACAAGAAUAUCUGCAGAAAAGGAAAGUCAGAUGAAUGUGUUUUUGGAAGAAAUGACAAAUCUUGGGCUUUACGUUGUGACACCAACAGUUAUUCAUUUUACUACAACAACACUACAACUUCUGUCUCUGGUCCUCAGUCCUCCAGAAUCGGAGUUUAUCUGGAUCACAAAGCAGGUAUUCUGUCUUUUUACAGCGUCUCGGAAAUCAUGACUCUCCUCCACAGAGUCCAGACCACAUUCACUGAGCCCAUACAUGCUGGAGUUUGGGUUUUAGAUUUGGGAACCACUGCAGAGUUCCUUGAAGUCAAAUAGAGUCCUUCCAGUGUCUGAGGGUUGGUUCAUGUUCAGCCCUGAUUUAAGUUCAUGAUCUACAGUUUAUUUCUGUAGUUGCAGCAUUAAUUAGUCACAUGAUGAUGGAACUGACUGAUUCUUAAAUGUUUCAGUCUGCUUUCAGCUUCUGAAACAUUUCUUGGUUUUAUUUGUCAUAUUUGACAAGAAACUGAAUGUUUUGUGG
Messenger RNA from Acanthochromis polyacanthus (spiny chromis), 1987 nucleotides. RefSeq names its product tripartite motif-containing protein 16-like. Gene Ontology annotation, molecular function: protein binding; zinc ion binding. The record is from RefSeq and is a predicted model, not a curated record. NCBI's taxonomy places the organism in Eukaryota, Metazoa, Chordata, Actinopteri, Pomacentridae. The transcript has a single exon. The coding region runs from base 112 to 1785 and encodes 557 amino acids.